Molecule: messenger RNA, 234 nt
Organism: Didymodactylos carnosus
Lineage: Eukaryota; Metazoa; Rotifera; Eurotatoria; Philodinida; Philodinidae
Source: the annotation of a GenBank genome assembly
AUGAUCCUAAUUUCUCAACGGUUACAAAAACUAAUUCAUGUAGAACAUGCAACACAUGCUGAUAUUGUUCAUAUAAAUCGUGGUGAAGCACCAAAACGAAAAAGUAAAACAAAUGAACGGUUUGAACGACGUCUUUUAAAUCUUUUAUUGCAUCCACAUGAUGAUAUUCUUAUGCAACAAAAUAAUAUUGCACAUAAUAUUUGCUUAGAAAAUAAAUAUUUCAUUCUUUGUUGA